Paramuricea clavata is the source of this 195-nucleotide messenger RNA. The record is from the annotation of a GenBank genome assembly. Lineage: Eukaryota; Metazoa; Cnidaria; Anthozoa; Malacalcyonacea; Plexauridae.
AUGGACAGUGGGUUAAUAAAUGCUGUCUUAUUUAUUGAUUUAAAAAAGGCUUUUGAUACCAUUGAUCAUAACAUUUUACUACCGAAGUUAGCUUGUUACGGUUUCAACAAAAAAGCGAUUGAUCUUUUUAGAAACUAUCUUUCUGAUCGUACUCAAAUAACAGUUAUUAACAACAUACGAUUUGAUACUCGUAAA